Magallana angulata is the source of this 3645-nucleotide messenger RNA. RefSeq names its product serine/arginine repetitive matrix protein 1-like. Gene Ontology annotation, cellular component: spliceosomal complex. The coding region runs from base 70 to 3267 and encodes 1065 amino acids. The transcript is spliced from 15 exons. Gene Ontology annotation, biological process: mRNA processing; regulation of mRNA splicing, via spliceosome. Lineage: Eukaryota; Metazoa; Mollusca; Bivalvia; Ostreida; Ostreidae. Gene Ontology annotation, molecular function: RNA binding. The record is from RefSeq and is a predicted model, not a curated record.
CACGUGGUUUGCGACUACCGGUGAACUGCAUUGUGGGUUGUAGAUAGUGGCCAUAUUGCAGCGUGCAGGAUGACAGACGCAGGAUUCUUUAAGGGCACAACGGCCGACCAGGACAACAGAUUCAGUGACAAAAAGAAAAAGUUGAUGAAGUCCAUGAAAUUCAACGAUGGACUGGAGAAAAAGGUUGACAUGUCUAAAGUUAAUGUUGACACAGUAAAGCCGUGGAUCGCACAGCGCGUCACGGAGCUCUUGGGGAUCGAGGACGACGUACUCGUAGAAUUUGUCUACAACCAGCUGGAGCCACGGUUCCCCGACCCCAAGGAGAUGCAGAUCAACCUGACCGGCUUCCUGAACCCAAAGAACGCCCGAGUGUUCCUGGGGGAGCUGUGGGAACACCUGUGUAGUGCCCAGGACAACAUCGGGGGAAUCCCCGCCAAGUUUGUGGAGCAGAAGAAGGAGGAGAUCAAACGCAAAAAGGCUGAGCAGGAGAGGAUCCAGGCCAAUCUGAAGAAACACGAGGAGCAGAUCCGGGAAACUCUCCGGGAACAGGAAGAGAAGGAAAAAAGACAGAGGAGAAGGUCGCGGUCCAGGAGUAGGAGUCCAAAGAGGAGGCAGGAAUCUUCACAGAGGAAAUCCCCAAAAAAGGAGAAGAGCCCCAGCCCUGUCAAGAACUCGGAAUCUCCCAAGAAACCGGACGAGUCGGCCCCGGAGGCAAAAACUGAAGUAAAUGAAGCAGUCAAAGAAAAUGGAACAGAAGAGAAGAAAGAAGAGAAGACAGAUAAAGAGGAGGAGAAGAAGAAGUCAGCCAGUAGGUCAAGGUCAAGGAGUCGCUCCGCCGACAGGAAGAGGAGUCCCUCCUCCGGCCGACACAGGAGUCGCUCCGCCGAACGACGGAGAAGAAGAUCACGCUCUAGAAAUAAUGGAUUUCUUGGUAACAGGUCCAGACGGCGUACACCUCCAAGACGACGAUCCCGCAGUCGUUCUCGCGACAGAAGACGAUCGCCGCGGCGAUUUAGACGGCGCUCACAGUCUCCCAGAAGGAGGUCACCACCUCGACGACGAAGUGUGUCGCCACGACGACGCAGUCCUGGAAGGCCUAGAGCAGGGCGGUCAGCAGAACGAAGCCCCCGCAGGAGGGGAGCGAAAUCUAGGUCAAAUUCAGGGUCGUCCAGCAGUUCAGACAGUUCAAGGUCAGCUUCACCCUCCAAACAGAAGGACGCGGCCAAGGAGGGAGAUAAGAGGAGUGGAUCGGAGGAUUCCCCAGACAAGGCGGGUGUACAGAAGAGGAGACAGUACAGGAAGCAUGAUGUCGACUCUAGUGGGUCAUCCUCCUCCUCAGACAGCAUGGCUUCCCCAGAGAGGAGACGUCCAGAGAGAGGAGGGAGGGGUUCCCCAUCACCACGGCGACGAGACCGGAGGUUCUCUCCGGAGGGACGCAGGAGACGAUCCCCUCCCCCCAGUCGCUUCAGCCCGGUGCGAUACAGACGACCUUCACCUAGAUGGUCACCAAGGCGACCACGACGAGGGUCCUCCCCGUACUUUGACCAGAGAAGAAGUCCAUUCAGAAGAGAUGGGUUCUCCAGGGGCUUCUCUCCCCCCAAGCGCUGGCGGUCCCCCCCAAGGAGACCACGGUCACCCCCAGGAGAAUGGUCCCAGGAGAGGCGGCGUAGGAUGGACACCCAGGAUUCCCAGGGAACAAGACGGAGGAUGGACUCGGAGGGGUCCCCCACACGGAGGAGGGAAUCCUUGGGUUCCCCACGCAGGGAAUCUAGGUCACGACAGGAAUCCCCGCCCAGGCGAGAAAUGUUACAGAGACGGUCAGACGAAAGGCAACCAAGAGAUCUGGACAGACCCGCAGAGGUCAGAAGGAGGUCCUCCCCCCCAAUCCUUAAGAGGAAGGACAGUGAGAGUUCAUCCUCUGAGUCUGAGUCUGACUCGAGUGAGUCAUCAAGCCCUGAACAGAGAAGAGUGAAGGAUGUGGCCCCAGACAAAGGGAAGCCAGAAAGAAGAAGGCCAGUGGAGUCACCAGAGCCAGUCAGAAAGCGUAAACCCUCUCCCACAGGCAAGAAGGGACAGGCCCCCAGGAAGAAGAGGGAGGAAGAUACUGAAGACUCCGAGUCUGAGUCAGGCUCACCCUCACCACCCCCUAAAAAGAAACAGAUGCCCCAGUCCAGAGACAGAAAAGAUAGUUCUCUGAGUAGAAACAAGGAGAGAGACAUUGAACAAAAAUCUAAAGGGAGACGACAACAGAUGUCCCCCAAACCAAAGAGGCCCCCUCCCGAGGAAUCUGAGGAGAGUGACAGUGAGAGCUCAGACUCCAGUGUCCCCCAGAGAGAGCCCUCCCCACCACCCAGGAAAAUGGAAAAGACAUCUAGAAAGAGGUCAUCUCCACCCAGAGGUCGUGGACAAUCUCCACCAGGCAGGUCAGCCUCGCAGAAAGAAGUCCGGGAAGGAUCACCCAGUGGUCGGUUGGCAAGACGAUCCCCUUCUGAAGAAGACCGGUGGAAGCGAUCUAGAAGGCCAUCUCCAUCACCCAUCAGGGACCGCAGGUCACCUUCCCCGCCAGUUAGAUCUAGGUCACCAGGUGUCAGAGGCCGAAGGUCAAGAUCACCGCAGGUCAGACGCAGAGAUUCAAGGUCGCCUCCUGUACCGGACAGAUCUUUCUCGCCGGUAAGCAAACGAAGUCGGGAGUUCAGUGAGUCAGACAACUACCCUCAGUCCAAGAGACCCAGGGAUCGCAGUGCAGAGGUCAGGGGUCGUGGUAGAGAGGAGGCCAGUAUGUAUGACCGUAGAGUAAUGGGGGGACGAUGGGAGGAGGAGGAAGAUCGAGCCGAGAAGAGGGGCACACCUUAUAUGGAUGACGAGGAGGAGGGGUACCAGAGGGUUGUCAUGAUGAAACCUCGUGAAGACAGAGAGGAAAAAGAGGCUCCACAAGGGAGGAAAGUAGAGAGAAAGGACAAUGCAUCGGGAAGCGAAUCAGAGGAAUCCCGGACAUCAAAGAAAAAGAAAAAGAAGGAAAAAAAGAAGCACAAAAAGCACAAGAAACACAAGAAGCACAAGCACAAGAAAGGAAGCAAGGCUCAGGAUGAUGAGGACUCUGAUAGCCAUGAGGAUCUGGAAGCCUUGGAGAAACGGCUGAGAGAGAGGGCGCUUCAGUCAAUUCAAUCCAAGGAGGAGAUAGAGAGAGAACGUCAGCUCCGAGAGAAGGCGCUCCAGUCAAUGAAGCACCGCGGCGACACGGAGAGCAGUGACUCGGACUCAGACUGACGGGGAAUCCCUCAUACAAUGGGGGAAUCCCUCAUACAAUGGGAGAAUCCCUGUGACAUCAGAAAGAGGGGAUACCCUAGUCCUGAUGUCCCAGAGGGGAUAGGCCCGCUCAGCGAGGAAAUCCCUACCAUACAAAUAUUUAGAAUUUUUAUCUCUGGUCAGAAGCAAUCACAAAUCAUGCAAGAGUUGACGCGUUUCUAACCAGUGGCUUGUUUUUGCAUCUAAUUGGUGUCGCUUACAGCUUCACCCUAUUGUUGACUGUAAAUAUUAUGUGAAUUUAUAUUACAUUGUUGUGUGACAGUUGAAUGAGGACUAGAAAUUGUGUAAAAAAAAAAUUAACAUGUCUGACAUAUAAAAUAAAGAUCUUGAAAAGGUAAA